UUUGUAAGAAGCACUUAAUUUCUGCACCACUUUCAGUUGCGUCCUUCCCCUGUCUUAGGUCUCGUUCAGCCGCACAAGGAGAGUUGAUCUGCCACGUCAGACUGUUAUUCCGAUGGCGGCCCUCGCGUCCUCCGCGUCCCUUCGCCUCGCGGCAGCGCCGCUCGCGGGGAAGACCCAGGCGCGCCUCAGCUCGGCGCAAAGCGAGCUCGCGGGACUUUCGCAAGGCUUCGCGAACCUGUCGGUUUCGCGAACUCCCGCACAGCCCGCUGUUAGCCGCGUCGUCACCCCAGUCGCAAAGCGGGUGUGCGACCUGACGGGCAAGAGGCGCAACAACGGGUACUCGGUGUCCUUCUCGAACCACCGCACGAAGAAGGUGCAGCAGCCCAACCUGCAGUACAAGCGCGUGUGGUGGGAGGAGGGGCAGCGGUACGUGCGCCUCAAGCUCAGCACCAAGGCCAUCAAGACGCUUGAGUGGAAGGGGCUCGAUAAGAUGGCGAAGGAGGCCGGCAUUGACCUUAGCAAGUUCUGAAGAGUUGGAGAUAGUGCACAUUUCUUUUGUAUGCUUAAAUGCAAUUAAUGUGGUACGUUUAUACAUAUCAAAACACUGUAUAAAUCCCCCCUGCAAGCGCGCGUGUGGUGGGAGGGUUUCACGCGUGCAGCUCGGCGCGCAAGGCGUUCAAGCACCCGGCUUCGUGGCAAAUAAGGAGCCUCGCAUAUAUUUUACAUGGUUGCAGUUCUACAGUGAAACG
Closterium sp. NIES-67 is the source of this 749-nucleotide messenger RNA. NCBI's taxonomy places the organism in Eukaryota, Viridiplantae, Streptophyta, Zygnematophyceae, Desmidiales, Closteriaceae. The record is from the annotation of a GenBank genome assembly.